Ctenocephalides felis (cat flea) is the source of this 2307-nucleotide messenger RNA. RefSeq names its product armadillo repeat-containing protein 3. NCBI's taxonomy places the organism in Eukaryota, Metazoa, Arthropoda, Insecta, Siphonaptera, Pulicidae. The record is from RefSeq and is a predicted model, not a curated record. The coding region runs from base 1 to 2307 and encodes 768 amino acids. The transcript has 15 exons.
AUGACUGAAAGUUCCAGUAAAACUAAGAGUAAAUUAAUUAGUAAAGAGCGAGUAGAUCGGAAUUCGGAAGAAGUUAUAAACCAAUACGAUCCAAUAGCUAUUUUAGCUGAAAACUGUAGAACCGUAAUUUUGAUGUUAGAUUCCCCUGAGGAAAAAAUAGUGUUGCAGGCUAUAUGUUCUAUAGACAAACACGCAAUGAAGGGUGAACAAGCAUGCCAUAUGCUUUUGAGAAAUUAUGUGCUCCAACCUCUACCGCCAUUACUCGUUCAUGACAACAUUUGUAUUAAAAGAUUUAGCAUAAAGUUAAUGCAGCAGCUAUCUAAAAUCGAACAUGUUAAAGAAAAUCUUCUAAAUUUCACCGAUACGAAAUUCUAUCACAAUGAGUACAAUUCGAAUGAAGACUUGCACAUACAAGAAUAUGCUGCUGGAAUACUGGGCGAAUUAACCCGUGACAUUCGUGGUUGCGAUUUACUAUUGAAACAAGAUGUAAUUGCAACCAUUUUCAGAAGGAUAAAUUCUACAGAUGCAGACGUUCAAAGAAAUACAUUAGAAGACUAUAAUUUGUUAGAUCUACACGCAGCAGCCUUAAGUGGCAUUAGUGCCGCCUGCGAAGAUAAUCAUAUAGCCGAAAUAAUAGUAUCGGAACAACAAACACCUCGUAUCGUAGCUUACUUCGAAGACGCCGCAGGAGAAAUGCGCAUUUCUGCUUUACAAGCGAUGGCCAACCUGGCUGAAAUAGAAUCUGGGCGCAAGGAAUUAUUGAACUUACAUGCCACCGAGCAAAUGAUAAAUGUGCUCACCGACAAUAAUUCUUCGAUGGAUGGUGGCUCACUGUUUGCAGUCGCCUGCAAUGGAUUGGCAAACAUGUCCGUAGAAAGACCAGCAUCAUACCAAAUUGUUAACAGUAAUGCUUUAUACGAAAUGUAUGAUGCACUAAAUAAUUCUACACUCUCGUGGGGUGUUCGGGAAACUAUCGCUGAAUCAUUAAAUAAAAUACUAGAAAAUAACGUGCAAGCAUGUAAAAAGGCAGCAUAUUUCCAUGGACAUCGUGGACCAGCCAGAAGAACGGAUUUAAGAGUGAAAUCAUGCGAAUGUUUAACAAUGUACCUUUGCGAGGAAAACAUGCGGAGGUGGCUUCCUGAUACCGCCCAGUCGUUGUCGAUAGCGAGUGAUUGUCUACGAGAUGAUAGCAGUCGGUUGAAAGUAUCUGCAGCUGCCGUUGUUCGCCAAGCAGCUGAAGAUCCGCAAGUGGCACAACGAUUUAUAAGCAGUUCCGUUCUGCAAUGCCUCUUAGAUGAUGCAGCAAUGCGUAAAGCAUGCCCAAUUUGGGAAUCAGCGAUUGAAGUGAUUCUUAACAACCAUCUUCCUGCUAAGUUUGCGUAUACAGGAAAACUAGAAAUAUCAGACGUCAUCAGAGGUAAAUUUUAUCUAAUGAGAAAACCCUGGAUAUCGUUUCCGCUUCUAGAAGAAAUACUAAGCAUAGAAAACGCCUGUCCUAAGCAAAUAAUUUACCUAGUUGAAGAAAUUACAUUGCCAGAUAUACUGAUGGCGGAAUUUCAAGAAGCUUUAAAAAUAUCUAGACCCUCUCGCAAAAGAAGUAAUGGCUCUAAAGCGUCAGCCGAUGGUGCUAGGGCAGCAAAACGACCAACGUUAGAGAAAAACGUACAGGCAAGUACAUUACAAGGCGAAAAUGCAUCGGCAGAUGAUGUCGCAUCUACUUCAUUGGUGAAAAUGGCACCACCUUCUAUUAUCGAAUGGAAACAACCAUCUGAUCCACAUAUUCAGAUGUAUUUGAACAAGAUCAGAAGAAAAUUCAUGCAAUGGAAUAUUACGAACGGAUCAUCUUCGUCAUUCAAAAACGGAAUGAUCUUCGCUUCUACAAUACCAAUACGUGCAAAGAUAGUAGCUCAUUUUGUCCACGCACGGCUGAGUGGACCAACUCCCAAAGGGGCAUGCAGUAGCCCAUUGCUGGAAAUGCACCUGACCAAUCUAAAGCACGAAUUGCAAACUUCUAUAAUACCGUUGGGUUACUUACGCUUGGGAGCGAUGCUGGAACGUUCCUUAUUAUUUAAGGUUCUUAGCGACAAAUUAGGAAUACCAUGCACAUUAGUUAGAGGCGAAAAUGGUCGUUCAUGGAAUGAAAUUGCCAUACCAGUAAUAGAGGAGUCGAGCACCGAAGAGUGGCUUUCAAUCAAACUUCUUCGACCCAGUCACAUUGUGGAUUUAAUGGUGAAUCCUGGAGAAGUUCUUCAACUAGGAUCAUGGGAAGCGGAGAAUUAUCAAGGACUUGAUUUCUGGGAUUUAUGA